GUAAUUAGGAAAGGUUUUUUUGAGAACAAAGAAGUGUCUGUCAAGGAGAACUUUGCUGAUCUGGUCACAGAAACUGAUCAGGCAGUCGAGAAAUUAGUUAUCAACCACUUGAAAUCAAAAUUCCAAAAUCAUUGCUUCAUAGGAGAGGAGUCAGCUUCGGCAGAGAAAGGUCAACACAUAAUUCUAACCGAUGCUCCAACAUGGAUUAUUGAUCCCAUAGAUGGCACCACUAAUUUUGUGCAUAAGUUUCCAUUCUGUUGUAUUUCGCUUGCUCUAAUGGUGAACAAAGUUAUUGAGUUUGGCAUAGUCUACAAUUCAGUGACCAAUGAAAUAUUCUCAGCCAAACGUGGUCAGGGUGCCUUUCUGAAUGGAAACAAGAUCUCAGUCUCUCAGGUCAAAGAGCUGAAAGAUGCGCUUGUGUGUGCAGAAAUUGGUUCCAGUAGAGACGACGCAACCCUGACUGUUAAGUUUGAUAACAUGAAGAAAAUCAUUGAGAAAGCUCAUGGCAUCCGUUGCCAGGGCUCGGCCGCCUUGAACAUGUGUUACGUUGCCUGUGGUAGGGCAGACGCCUACUUCGAGUUUGGGCCUCACAUCUGGGAUUUUGCAGCUGGGGAGAUUAUCGUUAAGGAGGCUGGAGGUGUCGUCUUUAGCACUGAUGGUUCACCAGUUGAUUUGCUGGCAAGAAAAGUUCUCUGCUCCUCUUCUAAAGAGCUCAGUUGCUCAAUCACUAAACUCAUUCAAGACAUUCCUUACGAUAGAGAUUGA
This is a messenger RNA of Helobdella robusta, 765 nucleotides long. RefSeq lists its product as hypothetical. The transcript is spliced from 7 exons. The record is from RefSeq and is a predicted model, not a curated record. The annotation marks the transcript as partial. Gene Ontology annotation, biological process: signal transduction; phosphatidylinositol phosphate biosynthetic process; inositol metabolic process. Gene Ontology annotation, molecular function: inositol monophosphate 1-phosphatase activity. Lineage: Eukaryota; Metazoa; Annelida; Clitellata; Rhynchobdellida; Glossiphoniidae.